Adineta steineri is the source of this 765-nucleotide messenger RNA. NCBI's taxonomy places the organism in Eukaryota, Metazoa, Rotifera, Eurotatoria, Adinetida, Adinetidae. The record is from the annotation of a GenBank genome assembly.
AUGGAGUUAUUGAAAGUCUUGGAGAAAAACAAUGAACCACGACAACUCACUGACGAUGAAUCGACACUCCAUAUCGACGAUCGUGAAGAAAUAUCAGAUAGUGAAGUUGAAAAUAUUGACAAGGAAUAUUCAACGAACAAUGAAGAAAAUGAUCCUCUUCCAACACAACCUAGUAAUAAACGACGUAAUCCACUUUCAAACAAAUCUAUAAAUACAAUUAAUGAAAAUUCACCUUCUGCAGAACGUCGUAGAAGUGACGAGGAUAAUGAAAGUUAUCGUAGAGGUCGUAUUUUAGUAUUACAAGAAGAAAAUAAACAAUUAAAACGUAAAAUGGUUGAAAUAGAAAAAACAUGGAUGCCUCGUCCUGAACCUGGUACUAUCAAAUAUUUUUCAACAAUUGUAUCGAUAUGUUCGGGAGAAGAUGUUGGUUUUGAAGAAAAAGAACUUCAAACAUGUUAUGAUAUAAAUAGUAUUCGAAAUACAUGUCGAAAAGUUCUUGGUAUUGUUUGCAAAGCAGAACUAGAAGAUCCAACAGUUCUAUAUGGAACAAUUUUAAAUGGAAACCAAUAUCAAAAGAGACUUGCAGCCAUUCGUGAUUAUGGUAAAUUAAUGUGCCCUGCUGAAAGUAUAAAAUUUACUGAUGGUGACUUAAACAACGCCAUGGGUAGCGGUUUCUAUAAACGAGAUCAUGAUUUAAAAUUGCAAAAUGCUGAAUCAAAUAAUACAAUUAAUAAUGAUGAAAAUACUGAUGAAGAUGAUGAAUAA